Molecule: messenger RNA, 1360 nt
Organism: Uloborus diversus
Lineage: Eukaryota; Metazoa; Arthropoda; Arachnida; Araneae; Uloboridae
Gene: CSN8
Product: COP9 signalosome complex subunit 8-like
Exons: 7
Coding region: 151-744 (197 amino acids)
Biological process (GO): COP9 signalosome assembly; protein deneddylation
Cellular component (GO): COP9 signalosome
Source: RefSeq, a predicted model, not a curated record
UCGUUGUUUGUAACAGAGCGAGGGAGCGUGAGCUCUACCGAACGACGCACUUCGCAUCUUCGCAUUUGCGAUUUCCAUGCCCAUUUCACCCAUUGAACACAAAAAUAAUAAUUCUUUAGAAGUGUUGUUGAAGUGUAAAGAUUUUUUAACAUGACUGUUGAUGAACAUCAUUUGUUAUGUACUGGAGAGCCUUCCAUCCAACAAUAUUCUGAUAUGGCUGUCAAAUUAGAACAAGAAGAACUCGAAGCACCAGGUGGUGUUGCUACUCCUCAAUUAUAUGGACAACUGCUAGCCAUUUAUUUACUUCAGAAUGAUUUGCCAAAUGCUAAAUAUUUGUGGAAAAGAAUUCCUCGAAACAUCAAAGAGGACAAUUCUGAGCUUGGAAAAAUCUGGACUGUUGGCCAAAAACUUUGGCAAUGCGAUUCAACAGUAUAUGCUUCAUUAGCAGAAGAGUGGCCUGAUCAUGUGAAACCUAUUCUCUCUGCCAUUACUGAAACUACCAGAAGUCGAGCACUGCGCUUGGUUGCGAAUGCUUAUUCCUCUAUAAGUGUUGAAAAAAUUUCGUCUUUCUUGGGUCUCUCUGCUGAAGAUUGUGUCAAAGCUCUGUCUUCUCUUGGAUGGGAAAUUGAUUCUACGUUUCAAAUAAUGAAGCCACAAAACAAUGGAAUGAAACCUGAUGACAAUCUUGUCAGUGAAGAACAGUUAGCAAAGUUAACAGACUUUGUAGCUUUUCUUGAAAAUUGAUCUUUUUCUGUCAUAUGUACGUUUUUGUGUUAAAAUUUUCUUUUGUAACAGAAUAAAUUUUAUUUAAACUCUUAACUUUCUUUUUCAUUGAAGUUAUUACUUACAUCAGUUUUUUCAGUAAAUCAAAUGUAGUUAAACAUAAAACUACUUUUCCAAUUGUUGUAAAACUAAGUUCUCUACUCUGAAAAAGUUAGAAUAAAUUUGCUGUAAAGGCACUUCACUCUUCAGUUCUGGUUUUCUUAAUUUUUUAGUUUAUUAUUUUUUAAAUAUACUUUCUGGUUUGUUCUUAGGAAAUCCUGAGCCAGGGUAUAAAUUCCAGAAACACAUCAAGUAUAAAAGUCUUGCAAUCAGAGAUGCUCCCAUGAAUUUUUCUGAGGGUAUACUCCCAAUAAUCCACUGUGCACAAUAUGCAUAUGCAUUAUAUAUCCAGAAAUUCUUGAGGGUAUAACCCAAGGGUGAUAGAGUUCCGAGUUUUCUGGGGAGAAAAAGAUAAAAUUGUAGUUUCAUAUUUUUCUUAUGUUUCGAAAAUUAACUAACUACUGUACUCACUAUUCCUUUUGAUUGAAUAAAAAAUGUAGUUAACAAAUGUAUUGUUUUUGCUUUAAGAAAAUUUUAA